Molecule: messenger RNA, 1303 nt
Organism: Gryllus bimaculatus (two-spotted cricket)
Lineage: Eukaryota; Metazoa; Arthropoda; Insecta; Orthoptera; Gryllidae
Source: the annotation of a GenBank genome assembly
AAUUUGGCCGGCAUUCUGAUGUUAAGUAAAUGGUGAACUUUGUGGUUGUGUCGUUUUCGUAUGUAUGGAGUGAUUAUUUACAGAGAAUUGUCUAAGGCUUAUUUAGAUGAAUACGAAGUUUUUAAAAAUGCCAGUUAUGAAAGAUUCAAAUAUUGUUAAAAUUGCGGUGCAGAUGAGUGAAAAAGUGCCACAGUUGAUUGAAUUUAAUCAGAGACAGCCUUUGACAGCUAUAAUUCAGGAACUGUGUAGUGGUUGGGGAGUGUCAGAUCCUGACCAGUAUGCGUUACAGUUUUCUGAGACGAACGAUGAAAAUUAUAUAACGGAAAAAAAUCGGAAUGAAAUAAAAAAUGGCUCAGUUCUGAAACUUACAUUUUCACCUUCCACCACUGCUCAUGAUAUCCUUCAGAAACUAAAUUCUGGGACUGUGGAAGAUAAGAGUGUUGCUUUCGAAAAAUUGUCUAAUCUUAGCAGAGACGUGACGUUUGCUUUGGAAUUUAUAAAUAAACAAGGACUAGCUCUCAUUAUAAGUUCAAUUGAGGGUGGUAAAUCCAAAGGAAACAUGUUAGCUCAUUCUCUAAUUUCUUUCAUGGAAUUAAUGGACCACGGUAUUGUUUCGUGGGAUAUUCUCGAGCCGCAUUUUAUAAAUAAAAUUGCGAGUUACGUAAACAAUCAAUCAAUUGCUCAAGACCCAAGGAUUAUUCAAAUUUCAUUGUCAAUUUUGGAAAACAUAGUGUUAAAUAGUAGUUCCGGGAAGUAUGCUUUAGUAGAAAAGGAAGUGACCUAUCCUAAUCUUGUGAUGCAUUUGCAAAGUUCAAAUCAGGUUAUUCAGCAGAAUGCCAUUGCACUGAUUAAUGCUUUACUUUUAAAAGCUGAUUUUGCGAAGAGGAAAUCUGUGGCAGCUACGUUGUAUUCUAAACAAGUGCGAAGUGUUAUUCUGUCAAAUGUUAUCCAGUCAUCACCUGGAGGGGUUGGUGCAGAAAUGGCUCAUCAAUUUUAUGUCCUUGAAACUUUGACAUUGGGUCUUCUGGAACAACGUAUGCAUACUAAGAUGGACCCUCAAGAUCAAGAUGCUCAUGAUAAAAUAAAAGAACUCCGCCGUAUUGCGUUUGACACUGAUGGGUACGGCACUGGUGGUGAUGGUUCUGCGAGACGACAACUCGGCGUUUUUGCUAAAGACUACAAGAAAUUAGGAUUUAAGUAUGAUAUAAAUCCAGCUCUGGAUUUUACAGAAACACCACCUGGAAUGUUGGCUCUUGACUGCAUGGUUUAUUUUGCACGUAAUCAUCCCUGUGAUUACACUAAG